Messenger RNA from Eutrema salsugineum, 1713 nucleotides. RefSeq names its product glutathione hydrolase 1. Gene Ontology annotation, cellular component: plasma membrane. Gene Ontology annotation, molecular function: glutathione gamma-glutamate hydrolase. Bases 7 to 1713 code for a protein of 568 amino acids. The transcript is spliced from 6 exons. Gene Ontology annotation, biological process: glutathione catabolic process. NCBI's taxonomy places the organism in Eukaryota, Viridiplantae, Streptophyta, Magnoliopsida, Brassicales, Brassicaceae. The record is from RefSeq and is a predicted model, not a curated record.
AUAGCAAUGACGCUGGUUCGAACAGCAACGAUCGUUCUUCUCAUAAUCGCGUUUCUGCAAAAUGCUGCGGCAAAGAAAAGACAGCACAGUAUUGUAAAGUAUCACGGUGCGGUUGCAACGGACGAUGGACGGUGUUCUAAAAUCGGAAUGAAAAUUCUUCGACAAGGAGGAAACGCGAUUGAUGCGUCUGUGGCUGCUGCUCUCUGUUUGGGCGUUGUGAGUCCAGCGUCUAGCGGUAUUGGCGGUGGAGCGUUUACAGUUGUUAAGAUAGCUGGUGGGAAGGAAAUAGCUUAUGAUUCUAGAGAAACCGCUCCUCUCCUCGCUAGUGAGAAUAUGUAUGGAGGCAAUGUGGAUCUAAAAAAGAAAGGAGCCUUAUCAGUAGCUGUUCCCGGGGAAGUCGCGGGUUUAUUCGCGGCUUGGAAAGAGCAUGGAAAGCUGCCGUGGAAGCGGUUAGUGAGGCCUGCAGCAAAACUUGCAAAAGGAUUCAGGAUUUCAAAGUAUCUUCAUAUGCAGAUGAAUGCGACUAAAGAUGGUAUCUUAGCAGACAAAGGUCUCUCGAAACUAUUUGUUUCAAAUGGAGAGCUGAAGAAACCAGGGAUGGUUUGUCGAAACCCUAAAUUGGCUUUAACCUUGAGACAAAUUGCAAAGUAUGGUCCAAAAGCAUUUUACAAUGGCACAGUUGCGGUUAACCUAGUUAGAGAUAUACGUAAAUCAGGAGGUAUAAUAACUUUGAAAGAUCUUCAAAGUUAUAGAGUUAAGGUUAAAGAACCGUUGUCAGCAAACAUUCUUGGAUAUCGACUCCUCGGGAUGCCUCCUCCUUCAUCUGGUGGUGCUGCAAUGACGCUUAUUUUGAACAUUCUUUCUCAAUAUGGGAUUCCAUCGGGUGUUUCGGGCUCUCUUGGUGUCCAUCGACUAGUCGAGGCUCUAAAACACGCUUUUGCGAUUAGAAUGAACCUUGGUGAUCCGGAUUUCGUCGAUGUUAGUACGGUUGUUGCGGAUAUGUUGUCUCCAAAGUUUGCACAAGACUUGAAGAGAAAGAUAAAUGAUGAGAAAACCUUUGAUCCAAAACAUUAUGGCGGCAUGUGGAAUCAGAUCGAAGAUCAUGGGACAAGCCAUUUAUCGAUCAUAGAUCGCCAGAGGAAUUGUGUGUCGAUGACUAGUACAAUAAACGGUUAUUUUGGGGCAUGGAUGCUAUCUCCGAGUACGGGAAUCGUUUUGAACAACGAAAUGGACGAUUUCUCAAUGCCGAUGACAUCCGUCGGUGACCUAGAUGUGCCGCCACCGGCACUGGCUAACUUCAUCCGUCCCGGAAAACGACCAUUGUCCUCAAUGACACCUACCAUUGUACUUAAAGACGGUAAAGUGAAAGCUGCGGUGGGUGCAAGCGGAGGAAUGUAUAUCAUCGCUGGAACAACGGAGGUUUUCUUGAAUCAUUUUUUCCUCGAGAUGGAUCCUCUCUCUUCCGUCGUGGCUCCAAGAAUCUACCAUCAGUUGAUACCAAACAGAGUUUCGUAUGAGAACUGGACGACGGCUUACAAUGAUCAUUUUGAGAUACCUAAAGAGACAAGACAUGUGUUGGAGAAGAAAGGUCAUGUCCUAACGCCGUUACCGGGAGGGACGAUUUCUCAGUUCAUAGUUGAAGAAUCCGGUGGAAGGAGUAAGCUUGUGGCCGUAAGUGAUCCAAGAAAAGGAGGCUUCCCUUCAGGAUAUUGA